Molecule: messenger RNA, 1497 nt
Organism: Gloeophyllum trabeum ATCC 11539
Lineage: Eukaryota; Fungi; Basidiomycota; Agaricomycetes; Gloeophyllales; Gloeophyllaceae
Product: MFS general substrate transporter
Exons: 14
Coding region: 1-1497 (498 amino acids)
Biological process (GO): transmembrane transport
Cellular component (GO): membrane
Molecular function (GO): transmembrane transporter activity
Source: RefSeq, a predicted model, not a curated record
AUGUCCUCGGUUGACGCGGAGAAGGGUCCCUCGCCAGUGGUUGAGGUCGACGCCGUCGACGAAGGCCGACGGGAAUAUGACUUCACGCCGGAAGAAGUGGACGCCUACGAACUCGAUCCCGAAGUGUCCAAGGCUGUCCGCAGGGCCUACGACCGACGGAUCAUGCCCGUGAUCUUCUUCAUGUACCUCUUCUCGGCUCUCGACAGAGGUAACUUGGGAAAUGCGAAGACGGACACCCUCGAACAAGAUCUCCAUCUCGUCGGGAACCAGUACAACAAUGUCCUCACCGUGCUGUCUCUGAUGUUUGCUACCAUGGCUAUAUGCGGUGGCUUCGUGACGAAGAGGUUCGGGCCUCCGCGGAUGCUCCCUAUUUACAUGCUCGGGUGGGGCUCAAUGGCCAUGAUCAACGCUGCUGUCAAGGACUAUGGCGGGAUCGUCGCGGUUCGAUUCUUCUUAGGUACCUUUGAAGGCUUCUUCGGUCCGUCUGUGCCCAUCUACCUCUCCUCCUUCUACACCCGUGGGGAGCUCGCAAAGAGACUGGCUAUCUGGUAUUCCAGCACGGCCCUUUCCGGUGCCUUCGCUGGCCUUUUGAGCUACGGUAUUUUCCAGAUUAAGGGUAGCAUGUCUGGGUGGCGGAUACUGUUCCUCCUGGAAGGAGGCUUGACGAUCUGCGUUGCUAUCAUUGCCAUAUUCAUCUUGCCGACAUACCCCCAGUACGUCGACUUCUUGACACCCAAGCAGAAGGAAGCUGCGGUUAUGCGUCUGCUGAAGGAUGCAUCGAAGAGGGUUGACGCUCCUUUCAACGCACGUGAAUUCUUUGCUCCUGCAAAGGAGUGGAAAUUCUACGUGUUCAUAAUCUUUGCCCUCUGCUACGGAACAGCCUCAUCGACGGCGACGACCUUCCUACCGCAGCUCAUCGGUCGCUUCGGCUUCUCGAAAGUGAAGACGAACUUGUACACCGUGGCACCGAAUGUCGUGGCCGCGCUGUACUUGUACUUGCUGGCAUUCAUGUCCGACAAAGUCCGGCAGCGCACGCCUUUCCUCGCGUUGGCGCUGGGCACGACAAUGAUUGGUUGUAUAAUGCUAGCGGCACUACCCCUUUCGGCUACGGGGCCUGGGUAUUUUGCGUGCUUCUUGAUCCAGUGCGGUGCCUUCGUGCCCACGAGCUUAUUCCAUUCAUGGCACAACAACAAUGACCCUUCGGAGAACGGUCGGGCUUUCAGAACGGGAUUCCUGACGUUCUCUGCCAACGCCGGCUCGCUCAUUUCUUCCAACAUCUUCCUGGACUCCUGGGCCCCGAAGUACACCAAGGCGCUCAUCAUCUCUGCGUGCCUGCAAGUUCUGGGGAUCACACUUGUCCUUAGCAUGCGGACGUACAUGGCCCUGGACAACAGGAGGAGAAACAGGAAGCAGGGCGUCAAUUGGACUUCAAAAGAUGUCCCGACGGCUGUCCUUGCCGAGGGACCGAAGAAUCCCAGCUUCAGGCAUUUCCUCUGA